Molecule: messenger RNA, 4067 nt
Organism: Calypte anna (Anna's hummingbird)
Lineage: Eukaryota; Metazoa; Chordata; Aves; Apodiformes; Trochilidae
Product: proton-coupled amino acid transporter 1
Exons: 11
Coding region: 57-1484 (475 amino acids)
Biological process (GO): glycine transport; proline transmembrane transport; proton transmembrane transport
Cellular component (GO): vacuolar membrane
Molecular function (GO): L-alanine transmembrane transporter activity; L-proline transmembrane transporter activity; glycine transmembrane transporter activity
Source: RefSeq, a predicted model, not a curated record
GUGAGGGCGGUGCGGAGCGAGCGGGCCCGGUGGGGUCUGCGCGGGGCGGGGGGACCAUGUCCACCCGGCGCCUCCGCAGCGAGGACUACAACGACUACAGCUCCACUGAUGUCACACCAGAGGGGAGCCCACCUGGUGGCAUGAAUGGCUUUGCACACCCUGAGUCCUACCAGCGCUUUGGGGAGACCAACGGGACAACGUGGUACCAGACCCUGAUCCACCUCCUGAAGGGCAACAUUGGCACGGGGCUGCUGGGGCUGCCUCUGGCUGUGAAGAAUGCUGGAAUCCUGCUGGGUCCUCUGAGCCUGCUGGUGAUGGGAGUUGUGGCUGUGCACUGCAUGGGCAUCCUGGUGAAAUGUGCCCAUCACUUCUGCCACAGGUUCCAGAAGCAGUUUUUGGACUACGGGGGUGUGAUGAUGUAUGGGCUGGAGUCGACUCCCAGCUCAUGGUUGAGGACAAAUGCCAUCUGGGGAAGGCGUGUGGUGGGACUUUUCCUGAUCAUCACCCAGCUGGGUUUCUGCUGUGUGUACUUUGUCUUUCUGGCUGACAAUCUGAAGCAGGUCAUAUCUGCAGCAAACGGGACCACCAAUGAUUGCAGCUCCAACAGGACAGUGACCAUGACCCCCACCAUGGACUCCAGGCUGUUCAUGCUUUCCAUCCUGCCUUUUGUGGUCCUGCUCUCCUUCAUCCAGAAUCUCAAGGUCCUCUCCAUCUUCUCCAUGCUGGCCAACGUGGCCAUGCUUGUCAGCCUUGUCGUCAUCUACCAGUACAUUGUCAGGGAAAUUCCUGAUCCCCGUCCCCUGCCUCUAGCAGCAGCCUGGAAGACCUACCCUCUGUUUUUUGGCACAGCAAUCUUUGCUUUCGAAGGCAUCGGGGUGGUACUGCCUCUGGAAAAUAAGAUGAAGAACCCACGGCAUUUCCCAGUCAUCCUCUACGUGGGGAUGACCAUUGUCUCCAUCUUGUACAUCAGCCUGGGGGUCCUGGGGUACCUGCGCUUUGGGGGAGACAUUCAGGCCAGCAUAACACUCAACCUCCCCAACUGCUGGCUCUACCAAGCUGUCAAGCUGCUCUUCUCCUUUGGGAUUUUUUUCACAUAUGCUGUGCAGUUCUACGUGCCUGCCGAGAUCAUCAUCCCCCCCCUCGUUGCCCGGGUGUCAGAGCGCUGGGGCUGGCUGGUCAACCUGCUCCUCAGGAUGGCACUGGUCAGCAUGACCUGCGUGCUGGCCGUCCUCAUCCCGCGCCUGGACCUUGUCAUCUCUCUGGUGGGCUCCGUCAGCAGCAGUGCCCUGGCUCUCAUCUUCCCCCCGUUACUGGAGAUUGCCACCUACUACACGGAAGGAAUGCACCCCCUCACCAUCACCAAAGACAUCGCCAUCAGCCUCUUUGGCUUCGUGGGGUUUGUGGUGGGGACGUACGAGGCGCUGGUGGAGCUGGCAGCGCCUGCCGCAACCAUCGUGAACAUCACUACUGUCAUGGUGCAGUGACUGUCCCCCUGCCCCAACAGCCACUGGGGAUGCCCUGCUGGGGGGCACAUGGGCACUGCUGGUCCCCUGGGGAUGGUUUCCCCUCUCCUUUUGGGAAAUGUGGUGGGUUUGGUCAUGAGAAGACAGGGCUGCUCGCUGGUGCAGCUGCCCACCAGCAGCAGGGUCCUGUGGUGGGCUCUGGCUGGGGAGGUGGGCUCUGGGCUAGGGCAGUGCCAUCCCUGGGGGCUUUUUGGGCAGGUGGUACAGCAAAACGGCCCCCUCAGCCCCUGUGUAGUCACUUCAAGAGGCAAGGAAUCCAGGGGAUGUAUAUUUUGCUUUUAUUUUUUUUUUAUUUGCAUCCUUUCCUUAUUUUCCCUGUCCCUUCAGUUGGGGCAGAGAACAGGGACUGCUCUUUUUUGUGCCAGUUUUUAUUUCCCCCCUCAGCACUUUAUUUUUAUGGCAACAGAGAAACCUCAGCUCAGGCUGGAGAGCAUGGAGCUGCCUCCUCAUUCCAGCUCUGCAGGGAGGUUGGGCAGAGCCCAAGGUGCAGAGCAUCCCAGGACCCCCAAGCUCUCCUGUGAUGGGAUCCCUGGACACAGGCAGUGGCUUCUGCUUUCCUCUGGCUCGGUGUCCAGCUGUGCCAGGGCUGAGCAAGGGUCUGGAACCAGGCACUGGGCUCAGCACUUCCCUAGGCUGGGGGAGUUUUGCUGAACCCUGGCCCACACUUCCAGCAGGGACACUUCUUUUUCUCCUCUAGCACACAUACCUAACAUGUGGCUUUCAGGACUGUUCAUGAAACAAGGAAUGCAUAGAACAAAAUGGGCCCUGCUAUGAUGAGGGUCCGAGCUUUUUUUGGACACCUUUGGCUGGGAUCCCUCUGCCUGUGCAGGAUGGGGUGUCCCUGUGGGUCACCAUUUGCUCUCCACAUGUCACAAAUACAUUGCUUUGUUUACAGUGCCCGAGCUGGCCCUGGCACGCUUCACCUGCACCUGCAGGCUCAUACUGAAUGUCAAAUUACACACAACCCCCCUGUAAAAUAUAUAUAUGUGUAUAUAUAUAUAUAUAUAUAAUUUUUUUUUUAACAUCUCUCCUGGUCUUCACCCCCUCUGCAUCCCCUGCCUCUGCCCCAGCUCCUGUCCCUUGUAGGGUGCAGCUCUCUGGUGUGUCUCCCCAUGGUCCUAUUGCUUCUGGCACUGGGGCUGGUGCAGGGCUGGCGGAAUGGUCCCUGCUACACUGCUGCUUCCCUUCCUCUCCGUGAGCUUAGAGACUUUCCUUACCUUUCUGCUGGAUUUGUUUUUAUUAUUUUUGAAGACAAAAGGGAUGUCUUCUUCCAAUGGUGCAAAAAGUUUUUGGCUGAGCCACCCCCUUUGCAGCCCCCUGCCUGGGUCACAUUCCUCCCUGCUAAUGCAGCAUCUUCCCCUGUGGCUUUAGAGAGCGUUAUCCCUGCAUCCCUCUGCAGCCCUGUCUCCCUGGGUGGGGAGAGGCUGCUGGCUGUGGUGGGACAGGAGUGGGAAUACAGUGGGCUGCAUUCCUAUCUUUGGUGGAGGCUGAGUGAGGCCUGGGAUUGUUUUUGGUGUUUGACUUGCUUCUGGGGGGAGAAGGCUUCUGGGGGUACAGUGUCCCUGCACCUUGGCUCUGCUGUGUGUGGUGUUUGUGUCUUGCACCAUGUCCCCUUUGCUAGCUCUGCUGUGGGUUCUCUGUGCUGGUCUGCAGACUCAUGUUUUGGUGCAGGGUAGGUCAGUGCCUCAUUGUUGCUCCUUUCCAGCCCCUCAGCUGCUUGCUGGGUCUCAGAGCUUGCCUCUUCUCCUCCAAGUCUGUGCUGGUGAAAGUUUUGGCAUGUUCUGGCAUGGCUUGGCUAUGGGCAGAGGAAAGCUUUAAGUCAAAUCCUCCAUCUGGAGGAUGCUGUGGGGAUAGAGAGCAAAUACCAAGCUCUAGGAAGGAAGGGGGCAUGAGGCAGGUGGGAAAAGUGCAAUAUUCAUGUCCAUUGCUGUGUACAGACCUGGUCUGGCCCUCAGGCAUUGGGUCUGAGUGCAGAAAUGUCACCCUUGGCAGAGGAGGGCAUGCUGUGAGGAGCAGGGGACAUCUGAUGCUUUCCUGUCAGUACUCUGUGAGAAGUUGGCUGUGUUUUGGGGGACAGGAGUGUGCUGGGCCAUGUCCACAGCCUGGCUCUGGACAUCCCUGUGUUUACUGGCAGGGCUCCUAGAAUCCAAACUUCAUUUGCAAUCAGUGGCUAAAUUCCUUAUUUCCAAAGACUGGGAUAUUCCAGCAGCAUUAAAGGGUUUUUGCAGUUCUUCCAUUUUAUCAAGGUGAGCAGGGGGUGUUUGGAGAUGGGGCCAGAUGUGCUGGUUGGGCAUGUGGCAUGAGGGGCUCUGCCAAGCCAGGAAGACCUGAUGCAGGUCCUGAAGGACAUGAAACUUGACACUUGUGUAGGUUAGGCUGCUCUGUAACCAAGGAAAUGUUCUGUGUAAAUACAGAAAUGAUUAAUGUACAUGUCUUGUGCCUAUGGAUGUUGUCAGCAUAUGGAGUGUGUAGCUGCUCAGUGGAAGAGCUGCACAUGAAUCAUGUAUCUUACUUCACUCAAUAAAUAUGACCUAUUUUUUAUGU